AAAAAUUAAGGCCUUCGUCUGUGUCACCCCUGACUUGUUUCUCGUGAGAAGAGGAUUCUCCACACCUUCACGUGCAUUAUGGGUGUCCGUCACUUUUCCUUAUCUCCUUUACUGGAGGGGCUGGAUUUGGAUCUGAACACUCGUUAUCAGCUCGCGCAUCUCACUGCUGACAUCACUAUGCUACUCAAUGUUCUUCGCACCUCCUCUGGGCAUGCGGGGUUCCCCCCACCUCUCAGAUACAGAAUCCGCCCCGCGAAUGUGUGUAUUGACACCUCUACACAGACAGACCCUCUGCCUGACCCUUCCUCCAGCUACCAGACUGAUGAUGAUGUGGCCUUCUCCGACCUGGGCUCUGAUCACUCUCCCCCUUUCUCACCUGCCAGUCCUGAGUACUCUCCCCCUUUCUCACCUGCCAGUCCUGAGUACUCUCCACCGUACACCUCAGCUGGCUAUCCCACAUCCCCUGGGUGCACCCCAUUUUACCAUCCGUUUUCUCCUACCGCUCUCGGAUGACCUACCCACCAGCCCAGUGAAUUCUCAAUAAAGUCAGCCCUGUAAAUUCCCAAUAAAGUUACUUACUACUUAUCCUUGGUCUCCCUUGUGUUUAUUUCUUGUGUUUUUCAUAUACAUCACAUGAAGUCAAACUAUCAGCUACUCUGUCAGGCCCUGAUUAAACGGUUUGCAGACCCAGAGUCUGAACCUGGAUUGUUAACUACUCUAGAAAACAAACAGGGUUGGCAGGACACUCCCCAAGCCUACCACAACAGGCUCAGAUGAGCCUACUUUGCGGCACAUGACAAACCUGAAGUGGAAGAGGAUAUGAACUUCAAAACCCUCUUCCUAAAAAACCUACAUCCUGUAGUAAGACACCACCUAGGUGUCAUGGUCUGCCCUUGCAUGGUGAUGAUCCAACAGCUACGUGACCGAACACACAUGAUCUAUAACAAACAGAAGAUGGCCUCAAUAAAAGGUAACAAAACAUCUACAGUCUCAAACCUCAUUACCCAAGAUCCAAGCCUGGCACUGGAAGACAUCCGUUGUCAUGACAAUGCCAGAUUAUUCCAUAAACAAUGCAAAGAAUGUGACCCUCAUGCCAAUGACAAACCCGGAAUCACAU
Messenger RNA from Ictalurus punctatus (channel catfish), 1117 nucleotides. RefSeq names its product DNA-directed RNA polymerase II subunit RPB1-like. Bases 79 to 513 code for a protein of 144 amino acids. The record is from RefSeq and is a predicted model, not a curated record. The transcript has 2 exons. Lineage: Eukaryota; Metazoa; Chordata; Actinopteri; Siluriformes; Ictaluridae.